ACGAGGGAGCACCAGACCGUCAGUGUAGAUAUCAGGAAUGAUGAACAGCCGCGCGCUUUGCCUCUACAUCACGCUCCUCUACCCGAUUCCCAAAACAUUGACGGAAUACUCAACCAAUACUGACUCGGAGUACGAGUUUGGGGAUUACCGGGGCAAGUGGUGCUUAGACGACCACGGAUUUGUGUAUAGCAUCGGGGAGGUGUACUAUCCCAGUCCAUCUGCUUGUCCGUGCACCUGCACUGAAGACGGACCCGUGUGCAUACAACCCCAGUGUCCUCGCAUUCAUCCUCGAUGUACGCGGAUUAAAUACAAAUCCUGCUGUCCAGUGUGUGAGGCAGUUAGCAAAGUGUGUGUAUAUGGUGGCAAAAUUUACAGAAUAUUCGAGGAAUUCAGGUUGUCACGCUGUGAGAGAUGUCGUUGUGAGCCCAACAGGGAGGUGUACUGUUCCAUCUCUGACUGUCCUGCACCACACUGUGUCAACCCUACAUAUGAGCCCAACCACUGCUGUCCUGUCUGCUACACUGGGCCCAAUUGUUUUGUGGGCGACAGAGUGAUCUCGGCAGGGGAGCGGGUAGAGAUAGACAAGCAGACUGUGUGUUACUGCACCUACCGGGACGGCACCUGGCAGAUGCUCCCCCAUGCCACCUGCGAGCAGCGCCCGCUGCCGGACCCCGAUCUCAACCCCAGCCCCUCUGAGCCCCCCGAGGAAGACGAGACCAAGCAGAUGGACAGGGACUUCCGCCCCAGGCUGGACUGGAUCCCGUGAGCAGGCAGGAGGGUGGGUGUGAGGGUAAUAGUGCGCCAAGGGGAAAUGGGGAGAUGAUGGGGCAGGUUGUUUUCCGUGCCCUGCUGAGUGCAGUCUGCAUAGGGCUUAGGGCCAGGGAUGACCUACUACACCACAUUAUACAACCACAAUAACAUUACUAGCUAGUAGUGUUUGUGCAACAUUAUAUAAAACUUUGCACACAGGGACAAUGUAUGGUGCACAUUCAAGACAAUACACAACUAUAACAUACAGUCGUAUGAAAAAGUUUGGGCACCCCUUAC
Salmo salar (Atlantic salmon) is the source of this 1047-nucleotide messenger RNA. Its product is annotated as von Willebrand factor C domain-containing protein 2-like. The record is from RefSeq and is a predicted model, not a curated record. NCBI's taxonomy places the organism in Eukaryota, Metazoa, Chordata, Actinopteri, Salmoniformes, Salmonidae. Gene Ontology annotation, biological process: negative regulation of BMP signaling pathway. Gene Ontology annotation, molecular function: protein binding. Gene Ontology annotation, cellular component: AMPA glutamate receptor complex.